Molecule: messenger RNA, 1477 nt
Organism: Notothenia coriiceps (black rockcod)
Lineage: Eukaryota; Metazoa; Chordata; Actinopteri; Perciformes; Nototheniidae
Product: synaptosomal-associated protein 23-like
Exons: 6
Coding region: 1-534 (177 amino acids)
Biological process (GO): synaptic vesicle fusion to presynaptic active zone membrane; exocytosis; synaptic vesicle priming
Cellular component (GO): SNARE complex; plasma membrane
Molecular function (GO): SNAP receptor activity; syntaxin binding
Source: RefSeq, a predicted model, not a curated record
AUGAUAAGCUCUUUUCAUGCACUGGUUGUCACCCUGCAAGGAGAGCAGCUGAGGCGUGUGGACGAGGGCCUGGACCAAAUCAACCAGGACAUGAGGCAGGCGGAGAAAAACCUGACCGAUCUCUCCAAGUGCUGCGGCAUGUGCGUGUGUCCCUGUGACAGGGUGUCGUCUAUCGAGAAGGACUCAAAGUACAAGCGCACAUGGGGUCUUAGAGGAGCCGACAACGAGAAUGACUCCAACGGAGGAAAAGUGGUCUCCAGGCAGCCGUCGGGCGUCCGCAACGGGCAGGCCCAGGCCAACGCCCCCUCAGGACCCUACAUCAAGAGGAUAACCAAUGAUGCUCGUGAGGAUGAGAUGGAAGAGAAUCUGGACACGGUCGGCAGCAUCAUUGGCAACCUGAAAAACAUGGCUCAGGACAUGGGCAACGAGAUAGACAGUCAGAACAAACACAUCGACAGCAUCAACGACAAGGCGGACAUGAACAAGUUUCGUAUCGAUGAAGCGAACCAGAGAGCCAACAAGCUCAUCAAGUAGACGAGGAACGCUUCUGCCAGUUUAUUCUAUCAACCUCCAGCCUCUGUCGCCACACCCAUACACCCACUGCACACUCGCACACACAGAAAAUAAAAAAGAAAUUCAGUCAGGAAGAAUAUCUUUGCCAGCUGUGACAUUUCUGCAUUUUCUAAAUCGGCCACCACCAACACACCCUUUGACACAUGUAUUUAUAGUCAUGCUGGACUUUGAGGGCAUCAGAAGCUGCUCCGAGAGGAAGUGAAUGCCUGCCUAUCACUGCUGCUCAUAUCAUAUCUCACAGAAAGGGAAGUAGCAAAGUUCAGCUGCUUCUCUUUCUUCGUCACCUUUUUCUUAAAGUUAAUAACUCAGAACUGUCUCUCUCUCUGUGUGGCUAUGGAUGAGUUCAUGGAUAAAUGCUCAUACGCUGUCUUUAAGUAAUAUACAGCCUGUCGUUCGUUGAAGGGUCACCCUAAUGAUACCCAUCUGGUUUAAUCGUAAAACAUACUCAAAUUCUCAUUGGCUAACUGUGUAAUUAAGUGUAAUGUAUCAUAUGUAAUAGAUUUGAGAUGAUGUGCUUAUUUAAUUAUUCUUUUUCAAGCAGAAAUGACUUGUGAAUAAAGUUGUUGUUUUAUAAACACUUUGUUCUCAUGUCAUUUAAGCCAUUUCAGAUGUAAAAGCUAUUUCAAAAAUAUAUUAAAUGUUGUGUUUUGGAGAGUCAUGGCAAAUCUUUCAUGCUCGAAUUCAAAGCACCUUCCCCUAAAUGUUUCUGACUCGAAGCCAAGCUUGUUGUAACUUUUUGUGAGAGGUGUUGAACUGAACUGGACUUGGAAAUGUAAAAUAUACUACUAAUUACUUUUCCUUCAAAUGAGAAGGAGGGUCAGUAAGCAGCAUGAAAAACCUUCAUCAGGAACUCCUCCAAAGCAUAUCGUUUAUUUUCUAAUAAAACUAAAUAUGUGAAUCAUGA